UCACAUUCCAUUCUACAACUUGCAAGUAAUCCUUUUCGUCGAGUCUAGUGCUGUUUAUCACAUCGACGUCAUCAAUCCUCCUUCCCAAUCCCACGCACGCCACAAUGUCCAACGCCACAGACAAAGCGCUGCUCGCAGAUCUAAAGCAAGACGAAAUCAACGCCAAAGCGUCCAACGAGUCGCAGGCAACGAAAGAGCAUCUCGCAGGAGCCCAAGGCAAACUAGCAUCAGCCAUAGCCCAAUCCUCCGGAGCGACAGACCUCAACGCAGGGCAGAGGAACGUAUCCCGCGAAGUCGACGCGAGCGGAGGGACGGUAGAUCGGGAUCAACUGCAAGGAGCGUUGGAGAGGCGGGCGAAAGAGGAGAUUAGUGGGCAGGAGAUGCACCUUGAGAAGGGAAGCGAGGCUGCGAGGCUGCAGAGUGCGGCGGAGCAGUACUCGCUUGCGAGGGAAGGGCGGCAGGCGCAGGGGGAGAGCUAUUUGGACAAGAAGUGAGAUU
Neohortaea acidophila is the source of this 498-nucleotide messenger RNA. RefSeq lists its product as uncharacterized. The coding region runs from base 105 to 494 and encodes 129 amino acids. The record is from RefSeq and is a predicted model, not a curated record. Lineage: Eukaryota; Fungi; Ascomycota; Dothideomycetes; Mycosphaerellales; Teratosphaeriaceae. The transcript has 2 exons.